Molecule: messenger RNA, 1611 nt
Organism: Penicillium cinerascens
Lineage: Eukaryota; Fungi; Ascomycota; Eurotiomycetes; Eurotiales; Aspergillaceae
Exons: 4
Coding region: 1-1611 (536 amino acids)
Biological process (GO): transmembrane transport
Molecular function (GO): transmembrane transporter activity
Source: RefSeq, a predicted model, not a curated record
AUGGUGAGCUAUCAUCAUGAUGAUGAAACAUUCUGGGCACCGGGAACGGUCGCCCUAGAAGACGUCCACCGCUCCGGAGAUCAGCUCGUUUUAUUCCCUACUCCCACAUCCGACCCCAAUGAUCCCCUCAACUGGUCCACUGCUCGCAAGGCCCUCAAUUUCACCCUCGUGAGCUUCUUCGUGCUAUGGACUUUCGUCCAGCUAGAUAUCGGCUUCACUGCAUGGGGUCCUAUGGAAACACAACUGGGCUUCUCCGUGGAUGAUCUCAAUAUAGGUGCCGCCGUCAACUAUGGCGGCCUGGCCAUUGGAUGCUUCUUUUUCAUUCCGCUAGUUCACAAGUAUGGCCGCCGCCCGAUCUACAUUGUCAGUUCUGCGUUGCAACUUGCUUCUUGCAUUUGGCAGGCUGAAGUUCAGACCGUUGGUGGUUUCAUUACAUCCAACAUCAUCUCGGGGUUGGGUGGUGCCAUCAGUGAAAUUGUCGUGCAGAUUACCAUUGCAGACAUGUUCUUCGUCCACCAGCACGCGACCAUGAACGGCUGGUACGUUAUCUUCCAGGCUGCUGGUGCGUUCCUUGGCCCCGUCGCCUCGGGCUACAUCGUGGACUCGCAAGGAUGGCGGUGGAUGUGGUGGUGGUGCGUGAUCUUCUUUGGAAUCACACUGGUCUGUGUUAUAUUCCUAUUCGAAGAAUCGAAAUAUGUGCCGGUCUUGGCUGGUGAAAGUGUACCACCGCAGCAAGCGACUGUGAACGAGCCGGAAGACAGCAGGAACAAAACCCCAGCAAAUAACAAGACAGCUGGUCCCGAGGUGGUCGCCAGACAAAUCGCAACGAACGCUGAAAUCCCGCCCAAGACUUACUGGCAGCGUAUGGCCUGGAUCACCCCAACGAGCGAGUCUAUCUGGCCGCAUUUCUACAUACCAAUCGUAACCCUCUUCACCUUCCCAGCAGUCGCCUACGCCGCUCUUACAUAUGGCUCGACUUUGGCCUGGUUUGCCAUCAUGACUUCCCUCCAGGCGUCAUACAUGCUGGACCCCCCAUACAAUUUCGAUGCAAUUGGCAUCGGUCUCAUGAACCUCGCACCUUUUGUCGGGGCUGUUCUUGGCUUCCCCUGUGGUGGGUGGCUGAGCGAUAAGUCCAUUCUGUGGCUUUCGAAGAAGAAUCGUGGUAUCUAUGAGCCGGAAAUGCGACUUUGGCUUGCUAUUCCUUUGGCUGUGCUUGGUCCUGCAUCAAUUUUGAUGUUUGGUCUGGGAUUGGCUUUUGGUGUUCACUGGUCUCUUAUUGCCGUUGGUUUUGGUGUCUACGGCUUCACGUUGGCCGCCCUCGCUGGUAUCUCGUUAACCUAUCUGAUGGACUGCUAUCAAGAUAUUAUUGGUGAUGCCUUGGUCGGUGUCGUCUUCAUGCGAAAUAUCAUCUCCCUCGUUGUCCUCAGCGUCCUGACUCCCUGGGUCAAUGGCAUGGGCCUGCAGAACCUCCACAUUCUCUGCGCACUUGUCGCAUUUCUCAUUUAUAUGAUCGCAGUCCCUCUUCUCAUGUGGGGGAAGAAGGCGCGGAUUACCACAGCCGCGGCGUAUAAGAAGAUGGCAGCCACUCACGUCAGCCAUCGGACAAUUUAA